Messenger RNA from Xiphophorus maculatus (southern platyfish), 2881 nucleotides. RefSeq names its product tryptophanyl tRNA synthetase 2, mitochondrial (gene wars2). The transcript has 6 exons. Bases 1 to 1098 code for a protein of 365 amino acids. NCBI's taxonomy places the organism in Eukaryota, Metazoa, Chordata, Actinopteri, Cyprinodontiformes, Poeciliidae. Gene Ontology annotation, cellular component: mitochondrial matrix; mitochondrion. The record is from RefSeq and is a predicted model, not a curated record. Gene Ontology annotation, molecular function: ATP binding; tryptophan-tRNA ligase activity. Gene Ontology annotation, biological process: mitochondrial tryptophanyl-tRNA aminoacylation.
AUGGCGCUCCCCUUGCGGACCAAUUUGAAACAUUUCAUCCGCUUCAUUCAGAGGUUUAAGCCCCUGAAAAGGUGCUUCUGCGCUGCUGUCUGCCCGGAAAUCAAGGAGCCUCCAUUAAAUGCCCGCGUGUUCUCAGGGAUCCAGCCGACCGGAGUGCCGCAUCUAGGCAACUACUUGGGUGCUCUAGAAAACUGGGUGGCCCUGCAGGACCAGUACCCCUCGGUGCUCUACAGCAUCGUGGACCUGCACUCCAUCACUCAGCCUCAGGAUCCAGACAAGCUCAGGAACAACAUCCUGGACAUGGCAGCGAGCUUGCUGGCCUGUGGAAUCAACCCAGAGAAGGCGAUCCUGUUUCAGCAGUCUCAGGUGUCCGAGCACGCUGAGUUCUGCUGGAUCCUCGGCUGCCUGACCAGCAUGCCCCGGCUACGCCACCUACCCCAGUGGAAGAUGAAGAGCAAGCAGAAGAACGAGGGCAGCGUUGGGCUCUACAUCUACCCCGUCCUGCAGGCCGCCGACAUCCUGCUCUACAAGUCCACACACGUCCCCGUCGGAGAGGACCAGGUCCAGCAUCUGGAGCUGGCUCAGGAUCUCGCCCGGAUCUUCAACCUGCAUUACGGAGAGCUGUUCCCCGAGGCGCGGGCUCUGCUGAGUUCGACACGAAAGGUCAAGUCCCUCCGCGACCCCUCCUCCAAAAUGUCAAAGUCCGACUCGCAGGCAAUGGCCACCAUCUCCAUCACCGACUCCCCGGACGACAUCGCCCAGAAGAUCCGCCGCGCCGUCACGGACUUCACCUCCGAGGUCACCUUCGACCCGCAGGCGCGCCCCGGCGUGUCCAACCUGGUGACCAUCCACGCCGCCGUGGCCAGGCUCAGCGUGGAGGAGGCGGUGUCGGCAGCCAAAGGGCUGGACACGGGGGCGUACAAGGGGCUGGUGAGCGAGGCGGUGAUCCAGAGGCUGGCGCCCCUCAGGGAGGAGAUCCAGAGGCGGAGGGCGGACCCGGCGCACCUGGAGGCGCUGCUGGCCCUGGGGAGCCGCAGGGCCCGGCAGCUGGCCGCACCCGUGCUGGACGAGGUCCGACACAGAGUGGGCUUCAGCUGAAAGACGACAAAAGCUGGGGAAGAUACGGUUAGUUAAGCUGCUGGGGUAAAAGAUGCCGGACGUUAGUUUUAUUUAAGAAAAAUAUGUUUUUGACAUAUUUGUUCAAACUGUCACCAUGGCGUGGCGUUAUGAGACAUAUAAUCUGUGAAAAGAUCGAUCUCCUGAUUUCCCUUGGCUACUGCUGCCGUCUGAAGAAAUGCACCAAAAUCAACCAAUCAGAGCCAGGAGGCGGGUUUUAACGCAGUCAAUCAGCGCUAAAACCCGCUGAACGUUUAGCAUGUUCUACAUGUUCUACGUGCUAAUGGCGGCCAAACAGCUGACCGUUACAGGAAAACUGUUAACUACUGGUAACGAGCUUAGCAUUCACAAGCUAGUUAGGCUGUGUUAUCAGGAAGAAGCAGAGAAGAAGAGAGGAAGGAUGAACACCACCACACGGAGGGUGAUUGACAGCGCUAAGAUCCGCCUCCUGUCUCUGGUUACUUCUUGUUAGCACUAGAAGAAGGCAGAGGCUCUUGUUUUUUUGGUGGGGGGUUUCACAGGUUAUGUCUCAACACCAUACUGUCACGACAUGGUGACAGUUUCUAUAUGUAGAAAAAUAUUUUCUUUUAUGAAAAUUACAUACUACAGCUUUAAUAAAUAGACUUUUUUAAUGACAAGACAUGUUGCAGUGAUUGUUCUUCUGCUGAAAUGUUGUUCUUGGCUGUGACUCCCACAGUGGGAUGUUUGAAGUCUGACCACUGGCCACAGACCGAUGGAUCAGAGUUUGUCACAUCAAACACUGGACUCAUUUAUUUAGCUCCAAGUCCUCAAUACAACACAGGCUGUUUUUCAUGUUCCCCACUGUGUGUGUUUUUUUUUUUGGCCAUAUUUCGUGUGCUGCCAAAACAUUCAAAUCUUCUGAAAACUCAACAAUAAAAACUCGCCUCACUUAGAGAGUCUUCAGGUUUCAUUGUGAAUUGUUCAAAAGAAACCAAGCGGCAUCGGUUUUACUUGAGCUGAAGAACCCGGUCGGGAAGAUUAUUUUGUUUCUGGUUUUCUCUUUUACUUUUUUUUUUUUUUGCUUCUUGCAGAAGAAGCUGGACCUUAAUACAAAAACUGAAAACUGAAUGAUAGCUUUCCUUUUUUCCUUGUGUUUUUUUUUUUUUUGCUUUCCUAUUUUGCUUUAAAACUCAAGACUACAAUCAUGCUGACAUAAUCUACUUUAAUGCUUUCCUUUUAUUUUAACUGUAGAUUUUUUUAAAUAUUUUUGGAAACUGAAGAUUACUUAUGGCAACAUAAUCUAAUUUAGCGUGUGUGAUGCUUUCCUUUUUCCAAAACCUGAAGAUCGGACAAAACCGACAAUCUCUUAUUGUUUAAUGCUUAUUGCUGUUGAAUGCUUUACUUUUUUUUUUUUUUUGCUUCAAAACUGAAUAUUGUAGUUUGAAGCAAACUGUAAUAAGAUACUUACUGCUUUACUUCAUUUUAAUUAAAUUUAUUUAAUUUUUCCCCCCCAAAACUGAAGAUUAUACUUAAGGUGACAGAAUGCACAUAUUUUAAGAUGUUUGCUGGUUAAAUUUUCUUUUAUUACUACUUUUUCAAAACCGAAGAUUAAAGUUAUGGUGACAGAAUCUACUUUAAACUUUAAAGUACUUGAUUCUUCCCUUUCUUUUAUUAUUAUUUCUUUUCAUCUAAAACUGAAGAUUACUUAUGGUGACAGGAUCUACUUUAAUGCUCUCCUUUUUUAUUGUUAUUGUUUUGUUUUAUUUUGACUUCAAAACUGAAGAUUAUAGUUGUGGUGACAUAA